Molecule: messenger RNA, 137 nt
Organism: Entrophospora sp. SA101
Lineage: Eukaryota; Fungi; Glomeromycota; Glomeromycetes; Entrophosporales; Entrophosporaceae
Source: the annotation of a GenBank genome assembly
UUGGUUAUUUUCUUGCUUGGUGUGGACUUGGAGUUGGUAGUCUACAUCGAGGAGUGUUUGUUGGUGGGCAAAUUGGAGAUUGUGGUGUUCUUGGGCUAAUUGGUGGUGCUGGGCUUUGGGAACAUAAGCCUUUUUGA